AUGGACCUGACUGCGGACUUCAAGUCCUUCCAGGACCUCGUUCAAGCCUCCCUCAUCAACGUGACGAGAAGCGCGACACAGGUGUCCAACCAAGACCUGGGUUUCCAUCGCUCUUCCAGCGACAAGCUGUCUCGCUCCCUCGAUCGCCAGGAUGCUCACCUUCUGCGCCUGACAAACAAACUGCUCAAGGCUGCCACUCAGGACACACCACUCAAGCCACCUACGCUUCAAAAUCAAGAUAGCGUAGAGGACAACUGGCGCGGCAUUGUUGAUGUCGUUGAUGGCCUUCUUGAGAAGGCUGACUCUGCGCUUGAUGAGUUCUCUGGUAUCAUCAAGCCCCAGGAUCCAGCUCGCCAAGGUGCCGACCCUUCUCCCAGACCUACAAAGACAGGCCUAGGUUUUCAGAGAUGGGCUGCAAGCAACAUGCAGAAACCUCAGACCCAUUUUCACAGACAGGUGAACAAUUCUGACCCAAACCCCUUCAAGCCUUUGCUCCAGACGAAGCCUCAUGCUAGUGUUCCGCUGGAACAAAGCAUAGGAACUGAAGAUACAGGAUACAACCACCCGUACGCACGAGAGAUCGAAGACUACAAAUACCCUCCUUCUGUUUACAAAUUCAAUCAUCCGAUACCAUUUAGUCCGAUUGGUGAAACCGAACACAUCUUCGUUGACACGGAGGAAGGCGUCAUCGAGAUGCUAGAAGAGCUUAAGGCUGCCGAGGAGAUUGCAAUCGACCUUGAACACAAUGAUUUGCGCUCAUAUGUUGGGCUAGUGUGUCUCAUGCAGAUCAGCACGCGCAAAAAAGACUGGAUUAUUGAUACGCUGAAACCAUGGCGCGAGAAGCUACAGAUGCUAAACCAAGUUUUCGCGGACCCGAAGAUCUUGAAAGUGCUACACGGCUCAAACAUGGACAUCAUCUGGUUGCAGCGUGAUCUGGGUUUGUACAUUGUUGGUCUCUUCGACACGUAUCAUGCAGCUUGUGCUUUGCAAUUCCAAGGGAAAGGCUUAAAGCACCUUCUUUUACAGUUCGCCAAUGUCCAUGCUCAAAAACAGUACCAGCUAGCGGACUGGCGGGUGCGACCUCUUCCUCAGGACUUGAUCGACUAUGCUCGAUCAGACACACACUACCUUCUGACCAUUUACGACCACAUGCGAAACAUGCUUGUCAAUGGUUCGGCGCCCAAUGUUAAUCUCACGGACUAUGUCUUGAUGCAGUCGAAGAAAGAAGCGCUUCAAGUCUAUACCCGUCAACUGUAUGACCUCGAGAAUGGUGGCGGUCCGCUCGGCUGGUUUGCGUUGCUCACCCAGAGGUAUGUCAAUCUGAACAAAGAACAGCUUGGGGUCUUUCGUGCUCUUCACGCAUGGCGAGACCGGAGAGCCCGAGAAUUAGACGAGGGCAUUCAAUACAUCCUGCCCAAUAGGACAUUGUGGCUUGUCGCCGAAAACAUGCCAACAUCUGCAUUCAAUUUCCAUCAGACGUGCAGAGGAGAAUCCAAGCUGGUCUCGGAUCGUAUCCCUGAGAUUAUCGAGGUUGUCAAGCAGGGCAAAAUUGAAGGUAAGAACAGCAAGUCACACGAAGAAGUGGUCCAGCACUGUGAGAAAGUCCUCGGCGUGACGGUUCGUCGACAACGGAAGGAGAAAAAGCCGCAACCUCAAAGCACGUACUCUGGACUGGGCGCGACUUUGAAGCAGUUGGCCGCCACUCCAGCUUUAGUGUCAUUGGAUUACGAUGCUCUGGUGCCCAUUGUGACCAGGUCGUCUGCUUCAAUGUUCUGGGGUGAUGUAAUGCCACAGUAUCAACACACUCUUACCGACACUGCCAGUGCAAUCGAAGCACUUUCAUCGAUCGUCCCGCUAUGCCUGCUCGCCACUGUCGAGGAGGCCGUACAAGAGGCAGCAGCGGUGGUCCAGCCUGUAUCCCAGUCAAUUCAAGUGGAAACCUCGACCAAACUGGCGAAGACACUCCGCUCCAAAGCCAACGAGAUCUUCACCCUGAGCGAGAUAUCUCGUUCGAACAAGGGCAAGAAGCGAAAGACAGAUGAAUUUAAGGAAGAUGCCGAUGACAAUGGGCUGACCGUGCUCGUCCGUGCCCCUAGCACCGUGAACGGGACCACAACAGGAAAGGCGACAGCUGCUGGCGUGGCAAUCUCAACCCCAACCUCUCGCCCCCAAGACCCCGAACCAGCCGAUGCAGAACAAAACCCAGAAUUCGAAUCAAAACGCCAAGCGAAGAAGCAGAAAAAGGCUGAGAAGAAAGCUCGCAAGGAGGCUGAGAAAGCUGCAGUCGAAGCCAAGGCACGGGCUACGCAGCCAUUCGACUACGCCAGUGCGCCGUCGUUGCUGACCCCUGAUUCACUGCCGUUGGUACAGCAAGGUGACAGUGGUGGCGCUGCCGGAGGUCGCGGGCAAGGACAGAUGGGAGUGGCACGGGAGAUAAUGAACCCCUUCGCGAGAGCAUUGGAUACGAGUACGGGGGCGAGAAGAGGAAAGAUGAGCAAAGAGCUGCAGGGGAAGAGCAUGACUUUCAAUUCUUGA
This is a messenger RNA of Cladophialophora psammophila CBS 110553, 2535 nucleotides long. RefSeq lists its product as uncharacterized. The coding region runs from base 1 to 2535 and encodes 844 amino acids. Gene Ontology annotation, cellular component: nucleolus; nuclear exosome (RNase complex). Gene Ontology annotation, molecular function: nucleotide binding; 3'-5'-RNA exonuclease activity; nucleic acid binding. NCBI's taxonomy places the organism in Eukaryota, Fungi, Ascomycota, Eurotiomycetes, Chaetothyriales, Herpotrichiellaceae. The record is from RefSeq and is a predicted model, not a curated record. The transcript has 2 exons. Gene Ontology annotation, biological process: histone mRNA catabolic process; exonucleolytic trimming to generate mature 3'-end of 5.8S rRNA from tricistronic rRNA transcript (SSU-rRNA, 5.8S rRNA, LSU-rRNA); nuclear polyadenylation-dependent rRNA catabolic process.